Seriola aureovittata is the source of this 3252-nucleotide messenger RNA. Its product is annotated as transmembrane protein 151B. The coding region runs from base 610 to 2415 and encodes 601 amino acids. The record is from RefSeq and is a predicted model, not a curated record. NCBI's taxonomy places the organism in Eukaryota, Metazoa, Chordata, Actinopteri, Carangiformes, Carangidae. The transcript is spliced from 2 exons.
CUCACCUUCAAAAUAAGAGCUCCGCCCGAGAAGGGAAUGCGUGUCGACGUCCUUCUGUCACAAAUUAGUAGGUAAUUUAGAGGCAUAUAAGGCUUACAAUAUUGAGUUUGCUUAGUUGUUAGCGAAUAUUUAAUGUAUCCUCUGUAAUUUAUGUUGCGGAACACCCAGGAUAUACUAGAGAAGAUACCCCCCCCCCCCCCGCUCCUCCUGCAGAAGACUGGACAACCGAUAUCUGGAUGAACACAGGGCAAUGUUGUUUGUUUUAUUUAUGAUUUAUGGUUUUAUUAGGUAAUUUCAACUGCAGACCAUUGGCCACUGACAACAAGCCUCGCUAACUGCAUCAUGGUCAACCUCUGCUGUCUCUGCUGCGGUGAAAUCCCUCAACCCCGCCCCCCUCCGUCCUGCCAGUCGGGAGGACCACCACGGGAUCCCCGCUCCGUGCAGCAGCAACAGCAGCCGCAGCAGCAGCAGCCUGCUGGCUUCGGCCCAGACGCUGUGGGGCUGAAGGGGGCACAAAACGGGGGAGCAAACGGAAAGAUAUCUAGAGCAGAGCAUGUGAAUAAGAAGGAGUGAGUUUAUAAUCUCUCUCUGACAUGCGAAAAGUGCAGCAUGCUCUCUCCCGAACUGGACUCUGCGGAGGACACGACGGCCAGCGCUCCCAAUGAUGCUGAGGGAGAGGGGCAGGACCAGGACCAGGACCAGGACCAGGACCAGGAGCAGGAGGAGGAGGAGGAGGAGGAGGAGGAGGAAGACUCACCGGCUGAGAGGGAUGUCCCGGAGGAGCAGCGUCCAGUGAAGCAGUCCCUGGGUGCUUGUGUCUGCCGAGAGUCCCAUUGGCGCUGCCUGCUGCUCUCCCUGCUCAUGUACAGCUGCAUGGGCGCGGUGGCCUGGUGUCAGCUCACCCGGGUCACCAAGAUCAGCUUCAACCCCGCCCUCACCUCCUCCUUCACGGCCUCCUUCACCUCCUCCCUACGGGGGGCGUCUGGGAUGGGCGUUGGUGGACACUCAAUGAUCUACCACGACAGCCCCUGCUCUGACGGCUACAUCUACAUCCCUCUGGCUUUCCUGCUCAUGCUCUAUGUGUUGUACAUGGUGGAGUGCUGGCACUGCAGGGCCAGGAGCGACCUGCAGUGCAAAGCAGAUGUGGACAGCGUGUAUGAGCGUGUGCUGCGGAUGCGGCAGGCCCAGCCCUGCAUAUGGUGGAAGGCUAUCAGCUACCAUUUUGUCCGACGGACUCGGCAAGUCACUCGAUACCGUAACGGGGACGCCUACACCACCACACAGGUGUACCAUGAGAGGGUGAACACGCAUGUGGCAGAGGGAGAGUUUGACUACAGCCACUGUGGGAUGAAGGAUGUAUCGCGUGACCUCAGAGGCUUGGAGGGAUUUCCGGCAACUCGCCUGCGCUUCACCAAGUGUUUCAGCUUCACAGAGGCAGGCCCAGAAAAUGAUUACCUCAACCAGAGAGCCAGGUUCUUCUCUGAGAUCGAGGGAUUGGACGAUUACAUGGAGGCCAGGGAGGGGAUGCAGCUGAAGAAUGUGGACUUCAGAGAAAACCUGAUAGCCUUUGUAGACCCAGACAGGAUGCCUUGGUACACUUCCCAGGUUGCCUUCUGGCUGGCAGCUCUCUUCAUGCUGUCCUGGCCUCUGAGAGUGCUCAUAGAGUACCGCACCGCUUAUGUGCACUACCGCAUAGAGAAACUUUUCGGGUUAGAGUACAGCCAGAGCAGCCCCUCUCCUCUGGAUGAAGACAGGCCUGUGAGGAAUAACACUGUUUGCUCUGUCCCCAGAGUAGACACACUGGACAGCACUGAAAUGGAGUGGCACAUACGCUGCAACCGCCAGGUGAUUCCCAGCUACUCGGAGGCCAUGCUGAUAAACAUGAGCACAGCAGACUCUGUUUCACUACACGACACUGAAUGCACCUCAUCCUCGAACUGCUUCCUGUUGGACAGCAGCCAGACUGCACAGAGUUACGGCGCUCUCCAAAGCCAGGUCGAUUGCGAGCAAUGCAGCGAGCUGACUGGACAAGGAGACGGGGGAGGCAGGAGGAGGACCGUCACAAGCUCCAGCUGCUCCUCCAUCUUCUCCUGCCGGGGAGCACUAUUCCAGUCCCACCUCUCGUCGGACACGUCUCGCCUCUCUCUCUGCCGCAUGUACGGCUCCCAUCGCACUGUGGCUCUGUGGAGGAGCCGCAGCAGCAACCUGACGGACCCCUGCUGCGUGGACGAGCAGUGCUACAGGUCCGACUCCAGCCAGCUAGCCCUCAGUGACAGCCCGCCUACUUAUAGGGACGCUCGGUUCUUCCCAGUUCUCAUUGUACAUCGGCCUGAGGGCUGUGGCAGUGAGGACGGGGGGGAGAUGAGGCGUUAUUAUAUACGGAGAGGGUCGUCCAGUGUGGAGACGGCUCUAUAAAGGACAAACUGACACUGACUGAUAAGUCAAGAUAGAUCAGUAAUAAAGGAUGGAGAUGCAGAGUCGGUCACUGUUGGAUAGACAGAAUUACAUUAAUGAAGAUCUAUGGAGACUAUGUGCUCUUUCAGGAAAUCCCACUGUAAAUAUGAAGCAAAAGUAACAGAUGCAGGUGUGAUGUAGCUGGGACUGCACUGGGACACUGUCACCAUGGCAUUGUCAUACUCUCCUUGUGGUGGCAAGACUCUGUCAUGUGUAUAAGUAAAUGAUAACUGUCAAAAACUGAUGAAGAUGGUGCAUAUAUACCUUUGAUAAAUAACACUGCACGAUCUGAGCAUUCCCACACGUCAUCACUGAUAUUUUUCAAAAAUCAAGGGAAAUUAAAUUUAACCUGUUCUUAUGUCUGUCAAGUAUAUAUGUGGGGGCUACAUCCCACCUAGAGGCAUAUGUAAGAAUGAAAAAAAAGAAAAGCUGCAUGUUUUUACCAAAGGUUUUGUCUUUUAGUUUAUUAAUAGAGAGCAAGGUGAAACCAAAGACAUGAGUAUUCUGUUUUUUGUUUUAUUUAUUAUUAUUUUAGUAAUGAUCAAUGAGAGAUAAGUGGAGUGGAGAAGAUUAAGUGAAGGGUAAUUGCAUUUAAGUAUUUAAUAUCAACUUGUAAGGUAUAUGAAUCUGUUCACUUGUACCUUGUCCGACUGAAAGGAACGUUUUCAAAGUGAAAACACAUAGUGAUAAUAUAAGGAGCAGUCUGAAGACGUAACAUAACAGGAUGGAAUUGCAGGUGAUGUUUUUUUCUCUCUCUCUCAAAUGAGUUGAUUAAAAAUUUGCAAAUCAUACAAUGAA